This is a messenger RNA of Ixodes scapularis (black-legged tick), 996 nucleotides long. RefSeq lists its product as uncharacterized. The transcript has 7 exons. Gene Ontology annotation, molecular function: sequence-specific DNA binding. The coding region runs from base 1 to 996 and encodes 331 amino acids. Lineage: Eukaryota; Metazoa; Arthropoda; Arachnida; Ixodida; Ixodidae. The record is from RefSeq and is a predicted model, not a curated record.
AUGCACUUUCCAUUGGGCAAAAAAGACGAAGUCCGGCUGCAAGCUUGGGUGAAGCUCACCGACCGCAAAGAUUUUCAGCCUACGCCAAGCUCAAGGGUCUGUAAGGACCAUUUCGAGGGCUCAGAGUUGGAAGGAAAAAGGGUGGAUGGUCGACGGCUGCUCAGGUGGAAUGCUGUGCCGACAAUCCCACCAUCUGACGGCACACAGAAAAAAGCAAGAGCCAAAGUCCGGAAAAAGUCAACCAACGAUCACCUCCAUGCAACCAGCCUUGAUGCACUGACCGAAUCGCAAAGGAGAGCAUCACCUGAGGUCACGCCAGGGCAAGACAGCGCAGUGGAGUCAUCAACAGCAGUACUCAAUAUCCAAGCUGCACCCGAGGAAUCUAGUGCACCCCAAAGGCUGGAUGGACACAGCUCUCAUGAUCGACUGGAUAGACUCGGUGUGGAGGAAGCAACCUGGUGCCGAUCUGGGCAUGUGUGCAUGUUGGUGCUCGACUCGUUCAGGUGCCAUAUCAGCGACCGUGUGAAGAACACACUUGUGGCCUGCCACACCAACCUUGUGAUCAUCCCAGGUGGCAUGACCUCUCAACUUCAGCAGCUUGACGUCUGCUUGAACAAGCCGAUGAAGGACUAUGUAGGUACAGCGUACAAUGAGCGGCUGAAUGAUGGGGAGCACGCGCUGACGCCGGCGGGGAGUUUGAAGAGGGCGACGCUUGACGACUUAGAGCACACGAAGGCCAUGUGCAAGAACAAAGCCUGGGACUACAACGAAAAGAAAGCGGUUGACCGGGCCGUGGCUUUGGAGACAGCGAUAAAAAGCACAUCCGAUGUGCACGGGUCUGGUGGCAACAGCGACCAAGUGGAAAGCGCCAGCGUCCACAAGUUGAAAGGUGACAAAGAAGAUACUAAGAAGCGAGGGGUGGCUUGUUACCGUUGCGGGUCAAGAGAGGAAGCCGCAAGGAAGGAAGAAGUCGCUGAAAACUUUAACGGUGACUAA